ACAGCGCCUGCGGCCGACCUCUCCACCCUCUUCCUGAUCUGCAUUUCCCAAAAUUGUUGGUAUUUCCACUUUUAAUGUCUUAUGGCGUUUUUUUUUAUUGCAUACGAUAGUUGUGUCUUUUGAUGUAAAGACUACAUUACUGGAGUUUCAGUCGGAUAUUGAAGACUCGCGCUACUUUCGGUCUGCCAGCCAGGCAGCGAGAAGAUGUCGUCUUGUCAUAAGAAAAAGAUAAAAUGGUGGAUGGAGUCUACACAUAGACAGUAAAAGAAAGAAUGAACAUGAAAGUCACUAGUCUCCUUUGCAUAUCUGGUUUUUGUAUUUUUCUUGCACUUGGAAAUCCUUGUGGUCCAAAUGAAUAUAAAUCUGCUGAAGGAGAAUGUUGUCCAAUGUGUAGUAUAGGGUCAAUGGUAGUGUCUGACUGCAUUGGUGAUACAAGUACCACCUGUACUUCCUGCAUUUCAGAAACAUUCAUGAGUGAACCCAGCGGUCUUAAAAAAUGCUUUGCUUGCAGUCACUGUGCUAAAAGUCAAGGUCUUGACAUUCAGAGUAAAUGCACUAAAAUAAGAGACACCAUCUGUGAAGUACUUGAUGGAUAUUACUGCAUUGAUUACUCCAAUUUACAGUGCAGUCAUGCUAUAAAACACAGUGUUUGCAAACCAGGACAGGAAAUAAAAACACCAGGGACAAAGACAUCAGAUACAGAAUGUAAAAACUGUUCCUUUGGGUUUUAUUCUUCUUCCGGGCUGAACUGCACCAAGUGGACAGACUGUGCAGCCAGGAAUGAGAUUCAAAGUGAAGAUGGGAGUCCUGUAAAAGAUGUCAAAUGUGUACAGAAGAGGAAAAGAUACUGUCUUGUAGCUUUCUGUCCCCCUGUCAUAUGUGCAGUUGUUCUAGCAGUACUAUAUGGAAGAUCAUGCUCAGAUGGAACAGUCAAUAAUGGUGACAAAAUAAAUAGGCUUCCCAUUGAAGAAACAAACCCUGAAUCAGAGACAACAGGCACACUGGAGGAAAAGAACACAGCAAGAGAUGAUACAUGAAACUGUAUCUUAUUCCUUCUGCAAUCCUCCUCUACCUUUUAGCUGUUCAACACAAUGGUAAUGGAAAAGUGAAAACCUUUACAAGCACAGUUCUGGAGUCUGGAGGCUUUCACCAUAAGCAGAUUCAACUCACUUUCUGGAGGCAUACCCCCAUCUGGUAUGGAAUGUGGAGUAUGAAUCGAUUUUUUGGCGGACAUUACUCAAGGCACCUUUAAAAUAAUAUCUUCUUGGUCAAGUGAGUUGGUCUACUUUAGAGUGACAAAUGAGAACUCCGCCCCUACCUUCACAACCACCCUAGAGCCAUAGCUGAAGCCGAGCCAACUCCUAAUAGAGGACAUUUUGACUCCAGAGGAACGUUGGUUGAUGUCAAGUGAUUUUUAAAUAUGACAUCUUCAAGAUACUCCCCUUUACCAGUGAAUAAUUAUGUUCAUUUUCGUUUUGGUAAUAUUACAUUUUUAUUGUUAGUUUGAAUGAUAUUAAUUUGACAGACAUCAAGCGCUGAUGUUGAGCUGCCAACUCUCACGAGUUCACCAUGAGACACACGCAAUUGACCGUUUUCAGCACACGUGUUUUUCAACGGCUCUGG
Pimephales promelas (fathead minnow) is the source of this 1623-nucleotide messenger RNA. Its product is annotated as tumor necrosis factor receptor superfamily member 14. Gene Ontology annotation, biological process: apoptotic process; positive regulation of T cell migration; defense response to Gram-positive bacterium. Lineage: Eukaryota; Metazoa; Chordata; Actinopteri; Cypriniformes; Leuciscidae. Gene Ontology annotation, cellular component: external side of plasma membrane; membrane. The record is from RefSeq and is a predicted model, not a curated record. Gene Ontology annotation, molecular function: transmembrane signaling receptor activity; protein binding.